This is a messenger RNA of Indicator indicator, 6906 nucleotides long. It is a transcript of the gene TTC3, whose product is annotated as tetratricopeptide repeat domain 3. The transcript is spliced from 47 exons. Gene Ontology annotation, molecular function: protein binding. Lineage: Eukaryota; Metazoa; Chordata; Aves; Piciformes; Indicatoridae. The record is from RefSeq and is a predicted model, not a curated record. The coding region runs from base 36 to 5879 and encodes 1947 amino acids.
ACUGGGCACGAGCAGGAUUGUCUGGGUCAUGUACCAUGGGGGAACCUGUAUCUCACUCAGUAUUUGAAGCCUUGACUUUUUAUACUCAUGAUAAAUCUUUCUGUGAAUUGGCUCAUGGAGUGCACGUACAGAGAUUGCCACAUAAGCCUAGAACAGAUGUUGAUCCCUGUGAAGUGUGGUGCAGCCUGCCAGUUGACACAUUAAGAGAAUAUUGCAACGUUAUUAAAAUACGCAUGUUUUGGCCUCUUCUCUUCAAGAAAUGUGACAGUUCUAUGGGGGCUGAUUGGAAUAGUCCACAGAUCUUAGACCAGCAUUGGAAGAGACUCUGUGACAUAGAUAUUGGGGAAGACCUUAUUGAUUUACUGAAAAAAGUUGUUAACGUUCCUCUUUUUAUCCGUGGCAUACUGAGAAUGGGCAGUGGAAUAGAAAACGGUAUCUUUAAUGUAGCAGAUGCUCUUGGCUGGGUCAGAUACACAGGUGAUGUCAAUGUUCUGCAAACGCUGGAGGGCCUUCCAGAAAUUCAUGAUUAUGUUUGGAUCUAUUUUCAAAUAUUCUUUAUUGAAAGCAAGCAUUAUAUUACUAAAGUUGCUUUGGAAGAUUGUAAUUUAGUUGAAGAAUUUGAAACUAUGAUCUGUGAAAACUGUAGGAAGAACAGUGAAGCUAUGAAACAGAAAGGAAAUGAGGAGUUUUCACAAAGAAACUUUGAUCGUGCUAUAAUGUCAUAUAAUAAAGCCAUAGAAUUAUGUCCUACAAACCAUCUUCUCUAUGGAAACCGAGCUAUCUGUUUAAUUCUCACAAAACAGUACAAGAGAGCCCUUGUUGAUGGAAAAAGAGCCAUUCUUUUGAAGCCUGAUUGGCCAAAGGGUCACUACCACUUUUGUAAGGCGCUGUCAUUACUGGGUGAACACAAACUGGCCUUGAAAGCUAAUGAGAAAGCUCAGGAACUAUGCAAGAAUAUUCUUGAUGGACUUAAGGAUCUUAUUCAGCAAAAUGAGAUUUUGAAGAAGGCAUUAGAAGAAGCCAAUGGUAGUAAACAGCAUAAACAAAACCCAAAGAAGCCACUUGGGAAAAAAGACUGCAGUUCUUCAGAAUCUGAUUUAAUAAUACCUCAGCAACAAAAAGAGAUAGAAAAAGAGAGAAAGAGAAUACAGUCUGAUCCUAAAAACUGUCAUCAAAAGCAUGAUACCAGGGUCACUGACAUCCAAAGAACAAAAAGCAAAGGUUCGUCUCCAGAGCGUCAGCCAAGCCAAAGCCAUCAAAACAAAGGAAGGCAAAAAACCAAGCCUAGUGACUCUGAAAAGACGAGAGAUCACCUUGAUUUCAAGACAGAGUCUAAAGCUAUCCAGGAUAAACUCACCUGUCCUGUGCAACAGGUGGAUUUAGCUAUGUUGCCAGAAGAGAUUAAAUCCCUCGUUCAUGACGGUUAUACAGCCUUGAUGGACCAGCGGUGUCACAGUGCUGAACAAGCCUUUUCACAGUUGUUGAGUGUUCUAAACCCUUCGGAAUUAAAGCAACUGAAUCUUCAUAUUAUUAAUUAUGUUGUACUCAUCUAUGGGCAUGCCACUGCUCUUCUUGGAAUAGGACAACCUGAGGCAUUGACAAAGGCUGAAGGCCAGUAUAAGAAAAUAAUUGAACAGUAUCAGGAAGAAAGAUUUGGUUGUUUGGCAUACUAUGGAAUUGGAAAAGUAUACCUCAGACAAAACAGAUUUUCAGAUGCACUUGAUCAGUUCAUGAAAUCACAAACAAUGGUUCAUCACAAGAUUGUACCUGGAGUAUUAACUUGGCCUACAUCAUCUCAGGUCAUUGAAGAGACACGAAUGGAGAAUUUACAGUUGAUUUUAAAGAAUUGUAUUGAGGAGUGCAAGUUCCCUCCAGAACCAGAUGCAAUUUGUCGAUAUCAGCAAUGUCAUGGCCACUCCAAAAUCCAAAUAUUUUUUACAGAUCCAGACUUCAAGGGUUUUAUACGUAUUAAUUGCUGUCAGCAAUGUAGAGUGGAAUUUCAUAUCAGCUGUUGGAAAAAGCUGAAAACCACAAACUACAGUGACAAAAAUGAUAAGGAUUUUCUUCAAGAAUUGUGUUUCACUCCUGAUUGUACAGGCCUUAUUUCAAAAGUAGUUAUUUUCAGUUCUUCUGGUCUGGUAAAAUGUGAAUUUGAAAAAAAAAUCAUAAGACCCAAGGAACCACCAAGGGCCAGUAUUAAGCAGAAGUGUUCCAGUCUUAGGAAGUUAAAAAUGAAAGAAGAAAGAAAAUUACGAAGAAAGCGUGCACGAGAAGAGGCACGGAAUUCUGCUAAAGAGAAAAGAGAAGAAAACCAGAUGGGAAAUGAACCAGCUCAAUACAGUCAUCACAGUGGUUAUGCUCAGGAUUUACACACUGGUGAUCAAGUCCUGCAGCAUAUCAGCCGAAAUGCUGAGCAAAUGAAAACGUCUGUCCGUGAUACUUCCAAACUAUUGAAGGAAUUACUUUCAUGGUUUGUAAUCAGUGAAGAGGAUUACACGUUGUAUUCCAAAGCUAGCAGCAUGUCACAUGAAGUGAUGGAGCAGCUCAUCAGUUACUUAAUUCAGGAAAAAAACAGAGUGAAAACAAGGGGGUUUAUCCACGUGCUGAGUGAGCUGGAAGAAGUGGAUUCCAAAUUACACAAGUGGCUGACACACCUUAAUAACUUGGGUCUGACAGCUACAAAGAACUUUAUCCUUCAAUAUGAACAAUUUCUAAAAGAUCUUGACUUUUCUAUUUUAAUCACACUCUGGAAUGAGAAGUAUGGUAGUAAAUUUGACUAUGUGAAAAGUAGUUCUGAAGGCAAUGAAAUUUGUGAUUAUUUCUUAAAACCACCCCUAGAGAAAACACGUUGUUUUAUAUGGCUGUUAGAAGACAACAGAGAAAAUUUUCCUAUUCUUCAUCAAGCUUUAGAUGAAUUCUUUGAUAAAAUGGAUGACCCUACCAUUAUAUUAAAGAAGCAGGGAAAUGAAAAUAUAUUGAAUAAUGGUAUCAAAGUUAAAAACAAAAUCAGGAAGAAGAACACAAAAGACUCAAAGUCUGUUUUAGUAUUAUCCAGUGGAGUUAGUACAGCAGCACGAGAAGAAGAUGAAAUAUUUAUAGAUGAAAAUACUUUAGAUUUUACAAAUUCUUAUGAACCAUUUGCAAUCCCCCAGUAUCUUCGGGCACAAACAGAGGAAUUUGAAGCUCUUAUGGGGUAUUCAAAUAGUGACAGCUAUCAAAAGAUAUUGGAUGAAACUUAUGAGAUCUUAUAUGAAUGUUUCUCUCAACUCUUAGAACAACAUGGCCCUUUGGAAAUGAAUGAUAAAUUGCUAGUGGAGGAAUAUGAAUGUUUCCCCGAAGAAAUUCAAAAGAUUGUAGAAGAUGAAGGUGGUCUGAAAUCUGUUCUUCUGAAAUCCUGUCGUUUCAUUAUGGUGGAUAAUCUUAUUGGCUUAAGAAAGCAUGCAGAUCUUAAUAAAGAAAAUACAAGCAGAACUGAGAUUGGAGACAAUGAAGAGGAAAGUUAUAAAGCCUGUAACGUGCAAGAAAAUUCUUCCCAGAACAAGCUGCAGUUAAAUCCAGCUGCUAAGGAAUUCAUACCAUGGUCUUAUCCUGAAAAACCCUCUAUAUCAACAUCUACUGACUUAACAGUAGCAUGUUAUCAGCCUCCACAACAUUUUCCCUGGUCUUUUCCAACUUCAUGCAAAUCUUUGAAUCAUCAGAGCAUCGCUCCCAUACAAAAUGAGUCAUCCUAUUCAGACGUCUCACUGAACUGCUUUGAUUCUAAAAAUCCCUGCAUAUUUUUGCCUGAGACUUCUUGGGGUUAUCCAUAUGCGAGGGUAUUGCUAAUGCCUUCUCCAGUGCCUGUCCUGUCAGAUGUUGCUAAGCAACCUACUUAUAUUUAUGCUGAGGGUGUAGCUUGUCAGGAUAAUGAUGAGUCGGCAAUUUCAGACAGAAAGAACCUUCUCAGCACUUCUAGACCGACUGAAAUACAAACAUCUGAAGACCCUCAGUGCCAGCUGGAGAACUCGGAUAACACAGGUUAUGAAGACAGUUCUGCUGUUACAAAUAGUACAGAUGAAGCCAAAUGUGAUAUACAGGUUAUUAAGAAGGCAAAAAAAAGCAGAGGUAUACCUCUAAUGAAAAGCAACCCUCAUACAAGGAUUACAGCUGUUCAGGUAAAUCAUGAAGUAGCUGAUAAGGAAACAAAUACUUUACCUUUUCAUCCAUUUGAAAUGCAACAAGGAGAUAUUCUACGUAUGGAGAAAGAGCAUCAGGUAUUAAAAGAACAACUUAAAGAAGCAGAGGAAAAACAUGAACAGUUACAAAGCCGAAGCUCAGAGGAAAUCAGUGCUUUAAAAGAGCACCUGAAGAGCAGCGUUGAAAAGACUGAGGUAUCAAAGAAUGAACUGGAUUGGUUUCAUCAAGAUUUAGAAAUACAAGUGAAAAAAUGGCAACAGGAGAAAAAAGAAAAUCAAGAGAACUUAAAAGCACUAAGGAACACCGUUAAAAAGCAUGCAGAUACCAAUGAUAGGUAUUCAAAGAUCAUUGAUGAGAAGGAAAAGCAGUACAACGUAUCUUUAAAUACAUAUCUUGAUACCAGUAAUAAAUUCGCUAGUGAGAAACUAAAAUUGGAAGAGCUUAUAAAAAAGAGUGAAGAUAACUGCCAGGAUUGUACGGAGAGAGCUGUUGAAGCAGAGAUAUCAGUACUCAAAAACUGGAAGGAAACUGAAGUAUGCAAGCUAAAUGGCAUAGCUGCUAAUGCAGAAGAAAACCUCAAGAUGCUGAAGUUGUUCAGCAGCAGCUCAGCUUCAACAGCACUUAUGCUGAAGUCACAGACUGAUUCCUGGGAAAUAUUUAUUUCGAAUGUAAAGAAACAACUGGAAAAAGUAGAGACUGAAUAUGAAGAAAAAAUUCAGAUGGUGAAAAAUGGUGUCCGAAACUGCCUCACUAAAGUGGAAAUUGUGGAUCUUCCUUCUCCUCCCAGUGUCUUAGCAAAAUAUGUCAGACCUCCAAUCAGGGAUCGAGCCAUCGUCAUGUGUUCCUCUGCAUCGGCACAUCCUAACGUACUUCCAGCAUUUUCAAGUUCCGAAGCUCAGGGUCCAACACACGCUUCAUUUAAUGCACAGGCCAGAGUCAAACCUUCUUCUGCAGCUGGUGGAUCACAAAAAACACAAACCAAACCUCCAGAAGUGUCAUAUUCUGAUGAAAUUUCAGCAGCUUCCCGGCUGGGGAGUUCUGGAAGUAACACUCCAAAUAUCCAGCAAAACCAGAACCACCAACUGAGGGCUUCUGGACUUCCAAACAACAAAAUGAUUCCAAAAGCAUAUGAAAAUAAUAUUAUUGCCCAUCUACAGAGUACAUUCCCAAAUCACAGCAGUUCAGACCUUAUUAGCUUCAUAGAAGAAGUACAAAGAAGAAAUGGGAAUACAUUGUCAGGUUUGAGCUUCAGUGAAAUUCUAACCAGAGUGGCAGAACUCAUUCUGGAUCAGCAAACUAAGACACCAGCUUCAGCAGGGAGACCUUUAAAGUCGGCAUCCUCUGCUGCACCAGCUCGGAGUCAAGAAGUACCUGCGGAGGAAAAUGCACCCAACCCACCCAAGGCAAGAAACACCUCAAGUAAAAAUCCAUCUCGGCCACAUCUCCAGCCCUGGGGAAAUGUUGGACCAACCCCUAAACCCAAAUGGAGAAAAACAGACUAUAGUGGCUCCAGUGAUGAUCCUUGCACGAUAUGUCAUGAUGAGCUGGGCGAAGACUUGUGUGAACUAGAAUGUGGGCAUCGUUUCCACGGAGAAUGCAUUAGAAAGUGGCUUAAGCAACAAUCAAGUACCUGCCCUAUCUGCCGCGUCCAUGUUCUGUUACCUGAAGACUUUCCUGAGUUUUCUGCACACAAGAGAUAUUAAUAAACCUUGUUUUAUUUGAACACAUUAUAGCAAGAUGCAAAGUGACUGCAGAAUAACCACCUUGGUAAGGAACAGGUGCCUGGCAAGGAACAGAGCCCUGGUUUUAUUGGAUUCAUUAGUGGAACUCAGACUGAUUCAGUAUUUGACGUCUCAUGUUAAGAGGCAAGAGGCUGGUACUGCUAUCACACCUGCAGAACCAAGUCAGUGUGCUCCAAGAUCCAGAGCUUUUUGGCUAAGGAAUAUUGAAAUCAGUGAAUCUACUUUUCUUGAAGUAUGGUGUGUAAUUCCUAUAAAGAGGGAGCUUUCCUUCACAGCUUAGCCCACACUGCAAAUAAAUUCUCCUAUCACAUAGGUGACCUGAAUGGUAGACUACCAGAGUUUGGCACAGCCAAGACAUUACCUUCCUCUGGCAUAAGCAGUAACAAUUUAACUGCAGGCUUCAAACCAGGCUUGUGAUUAUUAUGAAUGCUUCUCAUGGAAUUGCAGCUCCCUUACCUGCAUAAAUUCAUAGCUAAUAAUUAAUUUAAACAAUAACAUCUAAAAGCCUUGCUUCAAAAUUUUACUGAAGUAUUCAUGCGAUUUCUUUCUUUUUGUAUAUCGAGUGGCUUGAUUCUUUAAUCUCAAAAAUAUGUUUUCAAUUUCUCUCAUUGCUGAAGAGCUGAUUUGUUUAAAUAAGAAUUACAGGAUUUUUAUUUUGAAUGAAGCAGCAUUGCAAUCUGUAUUCUGUGCAUGUAUCUUCAUCAACAGUGAGGUACAGAAUACAAAUAGCUGAGUUUGACAGAUUAUCUUCAUCACUGCAAAAUUUGUCUCAUAAACAGCCAAAAAGCCAGGACUAGAGGGUGUAUGGCUUAACCUCUCUGAAAGCCUGUUUUUUGGACAUAAGCAGUGGUAAAUGGAUUAUAGGAGAUGAAGUUCACUAGUUCUGGGAAUCCUUUGUUCCUCAAAGGGAGCGUGUAACCUCCAGAUGAAGUUGUAAACUGUUCUGCAAUUAAUCUGUAUGCUACUUGGCACUUGCAUUAAAAAAAUA